Messenger RNA from Lotus japonicus, 1138 nucleotides. RefSeq lists its product as uncharacterized. The transcript is spliced from 6 exons. Lineage: Eukaryota; Viridiplantae; Streptophyta; Magnoliopsida; Fabales; Fabaceae. The coding region runs from base 262 to 726 and encodes 154 amino acids. The record is from RefSeq and is a predicted model, not a curated record.
UACAAUUCAUGUCCCAACACAUCUAACUGCUCUCAUCACGUGCUCUCCUAUACCUCCUUCUUCACUCCUCUCUCUGCACCAUUCUGCCUAGUUAUCUAUCUCUUUUGUUGGCUUCUUCCCUGCAAACCUUAUCCAAUCUUUUGGGUCGUUACAGGAUUUAUUCUAGUAGUUUUGUUCGUUGGUUGACAAAGAAAUUAACCCUCUCUCUCCAUAAAACUUUAAAGCUUUUGAUACUGUAACUCACACACUACACCACAAGACAUGGACAACAACAACAACAGAAAGAAAGUUGGAGGAGGUUCAGGUUCUUCCUCAUCUCCUACCAAUUUUGAUCAUCUUUUUGGUCCAAAAGAUCCCUCCACCAUUUCAUCUUCCACAUCCAGCAUCUUUGGCUCCAUGUUUCCACCUCCAUCCACUGCUGGAAGGAGAGAUCCAAUAAAGCAGGACAUGGGAACCAAAAAUUAUGGAGCACCAGGUAAAGGUGAAAGCAGUGGUGGCACCUCUAACAGGAAUAACACUAGUACCAACUAUCAGAAUGAAACAGUGGAACCCAGCUACUACAGCUCAUCCAUCUAUUAUGGUGGUCAAGAAAAUUAUUCCCCCAGAACCAGGACCACUGAAUCCCAGCAAAAUUUCAAGAAAGAUAAGGAUGACGAUGAUUCUAAUGGAAACGAUUCAAACAGUGCUUCAAGAGGGAACUGGUGGCAAGGUUCCCUUUAUUAUUAACAUCAUAAUAUCGAUCAGAGUGUAAACUGACCAUCCUGCUGAUGAGGAUGGUGAUCAACCACAUACGUUGUAUAAUAAGCAGUAGCAGUACUCUAAUUAACAGUAAGGAAAUAAGACACGGUAGUGCAGAAAACGACUCUAGUAGUGUUUUGGCGACAUGUGUUGGGUCUUUUUAGUCACAAGCAAGCUCGCACACAAAGGUUAAUUGCACAGAAGAAGUCAACCCUCAGCAGCAGCUUGGAGCAUGUUGAUUUUGUUGUUUUUUGUUUUUUGUAUUUUACAAAAAAGGUUUCAUGAGGGUAUAACUGACCUUUAGUUUUAGUGUGUUUUGUUAUAAUCAUGUGACGAUGUUACAUGAUUUUGAUAUGGUUUGUACUGGUUCUAUCUAUAUAUAUAUAUAUAUAUUAUAGUA